AUGGCUGCACGCUGGCUCGGACGGCUGCCCACCACUGGAGAGCCUGGAGGACUGCACGGGGACAAUGUUCGGCGACGAGGGCUCUACGUCGUCACGGCGCUCCACUCGCUCGCAGCACCGAGGGUUUCCCGCUCGAAUAUACAAUAUCUGUACAAUCUAGUGCACUUGGACCUGUCCUAUAACAAGCUCAUGGUCCUCGAGGGUGUUCACACUAAACUAGGCAACAUCAAGACCCUGAAUUUGGCUGGGAAUCAACUUGAAAUCCUGUCUGGUCUCAGUAAACUUCACUCUCUUGUGAACCUGGACUUGAGCAGUAACAGAUUAGCACAGUUGGAUGAAAUGAAGCACAUUGGAAUGCUGCCCUGUUAUUCCUGA
Messenger RNA from Clarias gariepinus (North African catfish), 375 nucleotides. Its product is annotated as nischarin-like. The record is from RefSeq and is a predicted model, not a curated record. NCBI's taxonomy places the organism in Eukaryota, Metazoa, Chordata, Actinopteri, Siluriformes, Clariidae. The transcript is spliced from 4 exons. Gene Ontology annotation, molecular function: protein kinase binding. Gene Ontology annotation, cellular component: cytoplasm. The coding region runs from base 1 to 375 and encodes 124 amino acids.